Molecule: messenger RNA, 4068 nt
Organism: Thunnus maccoyii (southern bluefin tuna)
Lineage: Eukaryota; Metazoa; Chordata; Actinopteri; Scombriformes; Scombridae
Gene: slc44a1b
Product: solute carrier family 44 member 1b
Exons: 15
Coding region: 755-3064 (769 amino acids)
Biological process (GO): transmembrane transport
Cellular component (GO): membrane
Molecular function (GO): transmembrane transporter activity
Source: RefSeq, a predicted model, not a curated record
AUGAGACGAUGUGAUGUUGAGUAACUUUUAUUAUAUUUAUUAUAUUUAUUAUCUGUCACGUCUGAAUCUACAGAAACAAACAGGAACUUAUUGAUCUGCUUAUUGUUUUAGAUGAAGACUAUUGAUCUGAUCAUAAUGAUGCUGUGAGGAAGGCCUGUGUCUACAGAUCAAUACAUGAGGGGAUUCUAUUAUAAACCAUAUUAAUCAAUAAUAUCCUGUACUUUAAGAACUUUAAUCUGUGGAAAAUAAAAAAACAAUAAAACAAAUUAAGUUUAUUAGAACAGAACAUUUGUUUCACAUGAAACAUAAAUUCAUCAAAGGAAACAUAAUAAAAGACAUUUAAAUAAAAUUAAAAGAGUUAAAGAAGAGAAAACAGCAUCAGAGGAGGAUAACGGUCACAGCGCCCCCCCGCCGGUCCGGUCACACCGGGUACUGCACCCAAAGCUCAAACGGUUUGUUGUUCAGCUCCGCUCCGGCACGAGCAUCAAUUGCGCAUGCGCAAUGAUAUGAAUGGCCGCUGCACCUGACGGCCCACCAGGAAGUGUGGCGGACAAAUCCUCGGCCGUUAAUCCCCGCUCGGCUCGGUAACCGGAGGAGGCAGCGGGCCGGACCGCGCACACUGACCGUCGGCACCGUCUCCGCUCCGGGCUCGGCCUCCGUCCUCCGCCGCCUGUCGCUGCUGCAGACCCCGCUGCUGCUGAGCUGAGGCUCCGUGAAGCUCCGGGAGGCUCCGGGCUCGUCCACCCUGACUGACAUGGGAUGCUGCGGGAGCGCGGAGAGGACAAAGAGAGAGUGGAGACCGCUGGAGGACCGGAGCUGCACAGACCUGCCCUGGUUCCUGCUCUUCACCGUCUUCUGCGUCGGCAUGGGCAGCAUCUGCGGCUUCACCAUCGUCACCGGCGGCGCCGCUCGCCUCGUCUUCGGAUAUGACAGCUACGGCAACACCUGCGGCCAACGCAACGAGCAGAUCGAAGGCGUCCGGCUCAGCGGCCUCGACCACACCGACCGGAAGUUCGUCUUCUUCUUGGAUCCGUGUAACAUCGACAUCGUUCAGAGGAAAAUAAAGUCGAUGGCUCUGUGUGUGUCUCUGUGUCCCACUGAGGAGCUGAAGACCUACCAGGACCUGAAGAGGUUCGCCAUGAGCAACGGAUCAGAACUGUGUUCCUACGAGUUAGCAGGUCAUAAGUAUCCGGGUCUACCUGAGAGAUUCUCCAAAUGUCCCAAACUUCCUGUUCCUCCCAGUAAGCCGCUGCCGGUGUUCAACCGCUGCACUCCGCUGGAUAUUUCCUGUUAUGCAAAGUUUGCGGAGGCCGUGGUGACGUUCGUCAGCGAUAACAGCGUUCUGCACCGGCUGAUCGCCGGCGUCGCCGCCAGCAAAGAGAUCAUCAUCGGGCUGUGUGUGCUCGCUCUGGUCCUCUCGAUGACCCUGAUGAUGAUCAUUCGUUACAUCUCGGCCGUCCUCGUCUGGAUCCUCACCUCGCUGGUCGUCCUCGGAUCGCUGGCUGGGACCAGUGUGCUGUGGUGGCUCUACAUCGAUCACCGUCUCUAUGGAAACGACACCACCACUAAAGUGACGAAGGAGGUGAAGGAGGAGGUGGAGAUCCGCAGAGACAAUGGCCAGGCGCUGCUGGUCUACGCCAUCGCCGCCACCGUCUUCACCAUCAUCCUGCUGCUGUUGAUGCUGUUCAUGAGGAAACGUGUGGCUCUGACCAUCGCUCUGUUCCACGUGGCGGGAAAAGUCUUCAUCCACCUCCCCCUGCUCACCCUGCAGCCCUUCGUCACCUUCCUCGCCCUCCUGCUCUUCUGGAUCUACUGGGUCCUGGUGCUGCUGUUCCUGGGAACCACCGGGAACCCAGUCCAGAACGAGGAGACGGGUCUGACGGAGUUCCGGCUGACAGGGCCUCUUCAGUACCUGACCUGGUACCAUGCUGUGGGUCUGGUCUGGAUCAGUGAAUUCAUCCUGGCCUGCCAGCAGAUGACUGUGGCCGGAGCCGUGGUCACCUACUACUUCACCAGGGACAAGAACCGGCUCCCGGUGACCCCCAUCCUGUCCUCAGUCCUGAGGCUGGUCAGGUAUCACCUGGGCACCGUCGCUAAAGGAUCCUUCAUCAUCACACUGGUGAAGAUCCCCAGACUCAUCCUCAUGUACAUCCACAACCAGCUGAAAGGAAAGGAGAACGCGUGUGCUCGCUGUCUGCUGAAAACUUGUAUCUGCUGUCUGUGGUGUUUGGAGAAGUGCCUCAACUAUCUCAAUCAGAAUGCUUAUGCAGCCACAGCCAUCAACAGCACCAGUUUCUGCACGUCUGCACGUGACGCCUUCGUGAUCCUGGUGGAAAACGCUCUGCGCGUCGCCACAAUCAACGCCAUCGGAGACUUUGUGCUCUUCCUGGGGAAGAUCCUGAUUGUCACGUCGACGGCGUUUGCCGGCGUCCUCCUCCUGAACUACCAGCGGGAUUACGCCGAGUGGCUUCUGCCGCUCAUCAUCGUGUGUCUGUUCGCCUUCCUGGUGGCUCACUGCUUCCUGUCCAUCUUCGAGAUCGUGGUGGACGUCCUCUUCCUCUGCUUCGCCAUCGACACUAAGUACAACGACGGCACUCCAGGGAAGGAGUUCUUCAUGGACAAAGCUCUGAUGGAGUUCGUGGAGAGCAGCCGGCGGUUGGAGCGAGCGGUGGAGCGUGGGCGGAGCCGGGUGAAGGAGGCCGUGUCAGAGGGGGCGGAGAUGAAGCCCAUGGUGAGUGACAGCGGCGGUGGAGGGGGCUGGGCCAGGCAGAAGAGCAUGUCACAGGAGGAGGAGGCAGGGGCGGGGCCGGAGGAGGGCGGAGGGGAGUGGGAGGAGCUUCAGGAGUUCCAGGUGUAUUACCUGCUGGUGGGCGUGCUGGUGGACUGGGUGCUGACGGAACAGAGCAGCUUCGUCCUCUGUCUCAGCGAGGACGUCGUCCUCUUCCUCUGCGUCUACCUGCCCACAUCCACCCUGUUCCUGUUCGUCAGCCUGCUGCACACGCCAAACCCCUCCUCCUCUACCGCCACCACCGCCAAAGCAGCCACCGUCACCGCCACCAGCUAACACAGGCAUGCUAACAGACACGUGCUGACAGGCAUGCUAACAGACGUGCUAACACAGGCAUGCUAACAGACACGUGCUGACAGGCAUGCUAACAGACAUGUGCUAACACAGGCAUGCUAACAGACACGUGCUGACAGGCAUGCUAACAGACACAUGCUAACAGGCAUGCUAACAGACACGUGCUGACAGGCAUGCUAACAGACACGUGCUAACAGGCAUGCUAACAGACACGUGCUAACAGGCAUGCUAACAGACACGUGCUGACAGGCAUGCUAACAGACACGUGCUAACAGGCAUGCUAACAGACACGUGCUGACAGGCAUGCUAACAGACACAUGCUAACAGGCAUGCUAACAGACACGUGCUGACAGGCAUGCUAACAGACACGUGCUAACAGGCAUGCUAACAGACACGUGCUAACAGGCAUGCUAACAGACACAUGCUAACAGGCAUGCUAACAGACACGUGCUAACACAGGCAUGCUAACAGACACGUGCUAACAGGCAUGCUAACAGACUGUGCUAACAGGCAUGCUAACAGACACAUGCUAACACAGGCAUGCUAACAGACACGUGCUAACACAGGCAUGCUAAUCUGACUCCUCCUCAUCAUCGUCUUCAUCGUCUUCCUGUUUAUUUGUAAUUCAUUUUUUACUUUUGUAUCUUUUGUAUUUAAAAUGUUUUUUAAAACUUGUUUUGCAGCUCUGAGUGUUUUUAUUUUCUCGCCGCCGUGCUUUAUGGACUCAGCAGACAAUAAAUGCUGUGAUGUCACAGGCUACGUAGAGGACCACAGUUUGGACCACCAACCACAGAUUUCACCACGUUUCUCUAAAAGUUGUGGUCUGUUUUACAGACGUGAACAGAUGAAAGUCAUUCCGACUUCAUUAGUGUUGAUUAACGAGCCGACUGAUUAAAGUUUAUUAACUUUACACAGAAGGUGUCUGCUGGGUCCUAGCUUCCCACCACAGGUUAAUAAACUCGUACCUGCAUUCAUCUUCUCACUAA